Molecule: messenger RNA, 7342 nt
Organism: Diceros bicornis minor
Lineage: Eukaryota; Metazoa; Chordata; Mammalia; Perissodactyla; Rhinocerotidae
Gene: EPB41L5
Product: erythrocyte membrane protein band 4.1 like 5
Exons: 25
Coding region: 147-2345 (732 amino acids)
Cellular component (GO): cytoskeleton
Molecular function (GO): cytoskeletal protein binding
Source: RefSeq, a predicted model, not a curated record
AGUGGGUGUGCGCCUCAGGCCGCCAUUUCUUGGCGUCUCCAGAGGAGCCGCCCCCUCCUCAGCCUCGCUCGGACCUCUCCCGUCUCGUCGCCGGCGCCCCGCGCCCCCUUCGCCGCCGCGCCGUCGUCCCCAGCCCAGUGACAAAAAUGCUGAGCUUCUUGCGGAGAACGCUCGGGCGUCGGUCAAUGCGUAAACACGCUGAGAAGGAGCGACUCCGAGAAGCUCAACGAGCUGCCACGCACAUCCCUGCAGCUGGAGAUUCUAAGUCCAUCAUCACGUGUAGGGUGUCCCUUCUGGAUGGUACUGAUGUUAGUGUGGACCUGCCGAAAAAAGCCAAAGGACAAGAGCUGUUUGAUCAGAUUAUGUACCACUUGGACCUUAUUGAAAGCGACUAUUUUGGACUGAGAUUCAUGGAUUCUGCGCAAGUAGCACAUUGGUUGGAUGGUACAAAAAGCAUCAAAAAGCAAGUAAAAAUUGGGUCACCAUAUUGUCUGCAUCUUCGAGUUAAAUUUUAUUCCUCAGAACCCAAUAAUCUUCGUGAAGAGCUAACCCGAUAUUUAUUUGUUCUUCAGUUAAAACAAGACAUUCUCAGUGGAAAAUUAGAGUGUCCCUUUGAUACAGCGGUUCAGUUGGCAGCUUAUAAUCUGCAAGCUGAACUUGGUGACUAUGAUCUUGCUGAGCAUAGUCCUGAGCUUGUGUCUGAGUUCAGGUUCGUGCCCAUUCAGACUGAAGAGAUGGAGCUGGCUAUUUUUGAGAAAUGGAAAGAAUACAGAGGUCAGACACCAGCACAAGCUGAAACCAAUUAUCUGAAUAAAGCCAAAUGGCUAGAAAUGUAUGGGGUUGAUAUGCAUGUGGUCAAGGCUAGAGAUGGGAAUGACUAUAGCUUGGGACUAACCCCAACAGGAGUCCUUGUUUUUGAAGGAGAGACCAAAAUUGGCUUAUUUUUUUGGCCCAAGAUAACCAGAUUGGAUUUUAAGAAGAAUAAAUUAACCCUGGUGGUUGUAGAAGAUGAUGAUCAGGGGAAAGAGCAGGAGCAUACAUUUGUCUUUAGGCUGGAUCAUCCAAAAGCAUGCAAACAUUUAUGGAAAUGUGCUGUGGAGCAUCAUGCCUUCUUCCGCCUCCGAGGCCCUGUCCAAAAGAGUUCUCAUCGAUCUGGAUUUAUUCGACUGGGAUCACGGUUUCGAUAUAGUGGGAAAACUGAGUAUCAGACCACAAAAACCAAUAAAGCAAGAAGAUCAACAUCCUUUGAAAGAAGACCCAGCAAACGAUAUUCUCGACGAACUCUACAAAUGAAAGCAAGUACAGCAAAACCUGAAGAACUCAGUGUUCACAGUAAUGUUUCAACUCACAGUAAUGGCUCCCAACAGGCUUGGGGAGUGAGAUCUACUCUGCCUAUGACUCCUUCCAUUCCCUCUGGGCCUGUGCUGGUGGAGAUAGAGAAUCUUCCAAGGAGUCCUGGAACAGACCAGCAUGACAGGAAAUGCUUGCCUCUGAAUAUUGAUUUGCUAGAUAGUCCAGACUUAUUGGAAACAACCAUUGAUGAUGUAAUUGGGGCACCUGACACUGUGGAAACAUCCCAAGCUCCAGAUGAAAUUCACAUAGCCACCAGGCAAACUGGAUUAGAGGAACCUGAAAUUGAAUGCGGGACAUUAAAAGAUGCCUCAGACAAGCUCAAACACCUUGAGAUGGAAAACGGUCCAUUGCCAUCCCCUCGUCCCAACAUUGAUGUUAACAUCAACAACCAGGAGGAAGUGGUGAAGUUGACUGAGAAAUAUCUUAAUAAUGCCAUUGAGAGCCCAGGAUUGAAUGCCAGGAGAGUUCCUCCUGACUUGAAGAGUAACAUUUUGAAGGCUCAAGUAGAAGCAGUGCAUAAGGUUACAAGAGAAGGUAGCUUAUUAAGUCAUAAAAAUGCCAAAGUUCAGGAUGCUGCCACGAACAGUGCUGUAUUAAAUGAGAAUAAUGUGCCCAUCCUUGAAGAUUCUCUUGCUUUGAUGCAUGCCACACCUGCAGAAAAUGGUUCUGUUCUAAAGGAUGCUACAGAUGAAUUGGAUGCCUUGCUUUUAUCUCUAACUGAGAAUCUAAUUGACCACACAGUCACACCUCAGGUAUCUUCAACAUCCAUGAUCAUACCCCGGUGGAUUGUGCCACAGAGCGGUGUCCUUUCUAAUGGACUUGCAGGGAAUGGACCGUCCUUGGCAGGGAAGGAGGGACAUGGUAAUAGAGAAGUGAUGUCGCUGAUCUCUCCCCCAGCACCGUUCUUGGUGGAUGCUGUGACCAGUUCUGCUCCAGCUUUGGCGGAGGACGCCAUCUUGAAGCAGAAGUGUUUACUGACGACUGAGCUCUAAGCCAUCAGCUCCUCCCCGCCUGUAACUGGAGUGAAUGCCUAGUGCUCUCCAGCAGUCCGUCCGGGAGUCAGUUUCCACUGGCGUGUGUUGGAUUCAGGAGCUUGUCCUUUACUUGUGGGUAAAAACGUUCACCUACAUUUGACUUCAAAUCCAUGAGAAAACAGCUACAUUUUCCGUCCAAGUGGAAGGGUGUAAUUAUACUACAUAUUUGCCCAAAGGAGGCUAUCUGGUCUUUUACUUUCUAUAAUUUUGUUAAAAGUUGUAAAUUCCUGAAACAAGGGAAUUACUUUCCCUGUGGUUUCCUUCAAACUCUUGGCUCCACCUAGUGGUUGUGAUUGUUCAGAAUGCCUUCAUAGCUGGGCCGGCUCUGGGCCUUUUGAAUGUUCUCUCUCUCUAGUAGCAGGGUGAGUGUCCUUGAUCUGAGUUCCUUUUAGAGAAAUUGCAUUUUCCAUGCAUUACCUGGAAAUCAAGAAUUUAGGAAAUUAAUGAGGACAUUAUGUAGGUAGAUUAGGGGCUAGCUUCUUUACAAUUAUUACAAGAGUAAAGAGAAGCUUCGAAUACAGAGGGUUUUCAAAUGUCUCCCAUACUUUUGACUUCUUACUGGACUAGCUAUCUUAAUACUUCAAGUUGACAUCAGGCAAGAUAAACCUCGAGAAGAACUACAGAGAAAUCAAUUGCCCAUUGUGUUUUUUUCAGCCUUGUCUUCCCACAGGAAGCACUGGCAUGUACCACACACACAUUGUGUAACUUUUCAGUGUGGAAGGAGCUGGGGUAGGUUAAAGAGACUCUGGGGUAUUUACCCCAGGCAUCCAUACUUCUUCCUGAGCCUGAGGGGAGUCUAGCCCCUGUAGACUCAGGUCGUGAAGGAGUAGCACAGCAAUUUCUGGGGCUGUCACUGCUGCACACUGGUACCUGUUUGGACACAGGCUCCAUUUCCUUUUAGUAUAAAUUUAGAAAAAGGAAGAAAAAACAAAAAUGCCAGGACAGAAAUAGGGAAUCAGGGGGUGGGGGAAUUUUGUUUCUUGAACGCCUGCCAUGUCUGAAACUAUAUGCAACACACUGAAAGAACUCAUAUCUUGUACUACAUUAGGAAUUGUGUGUUAGUUAAAAAAAAUUCUCUAGAAUUUCCUUAUCACUUUUGGUCUGUACAAAAAAAUUCUGGAUGUUAAAGUAGAAAAUAGAGAAAAGUGUAAAAAUAACCACCUGUGAUCUCAACACCCAGAAAAACAGUAUUUUAGCUUUAAAACUUGAGAAUGGGGGCCAGCCCCAUGGUGUAGUGGUUAAGUUUGGCAUGCUCCUCUUUGGUGGCCUGGGUUCGUGGGUUCGGAUCCCGGGCUCAGACCUACACCACUUGUCAGCCAUGCUGUGUAGCAGUGACCCUCAUAGAAGAUAGAAGAAGAUUGGCACAGAUGUUAGCUCAAGGCUAAUCUUUCUCAAGCAAAAAAAAAAGGAAGAUUGGCAACAGAUGUUAGCUCAGGGUGAAUCCUCCUCACCAAAAAAUAAAAAAUAAAACUUGAGAAUGCAUAAGAUAAACCUUAAUUGCUGCUGGGAAUGAGCAUGAUAUGGAAACCAUGUUGGUAAAGUCGUUAAUUGCUGUUAUCAAGGACUGUUGUUAAACUAUGCCUCCUGGAAUUUGUUUUUCAGUUUUCUGCCCUGUGAUGUGUAUAUAAUUGAGUGUUAAUGUAUGCUGUUCAGCGUAAAAGAACAUCCAGUUUUAUGAUCUUUAAAAUUCCAUGGUUUGGACUUUCCUGGGCUUCCUUUAGCAUCAUUAUGUGCUCAGGCAAACACACACCAGUGUCUGACUGGAAAGCUCAUGGAUUUUAAUCUUGUGCUGUUUCCCAGGGAGCUGUAGAGAUUGGAAACCACUUUUGCACAGAACUUUUUUGCCGAAGGAAAGAAAGUUGGCACUUCUUGCUGGCUGCCUCCCCUUAGCCAUUAUGCUAAGCUUCUGGAUUUCAUUGGUGGAACUCUUGCCAAUUCUUAAUUGUAAAACAAAUUUUCUCACAGCUGUAAGGACCCCCAGAACCAGGGGCUUGACCCAGGACAUGUUGGACUGGACAUCAGAUUUUCAGUGUACUGACAACCCUAGAUGUACUGAAAGGUUAAGUUGUGCUUCUAACCACAGAGCAGCUAGAGCAUUACUAGCUUGGAAAGCCUGAAUUUCCCAUCUAGUUGAGGAGGUAGCACCAUCCUCAUUUUAAACUUCCUAACAUUUGGGAAUUAAGUUGUUGAAAAUAUUCUGUAACCUUUGUGUCUUCAGGUACCUGUAUUCUUGCCAGUCAGAAUAUUGCUAAGGACUUUCUUAAAAUUCGUUUGAAUCUCAAGCUAAAAGGAAAUUUUGUCUCAUGUCCUGACAUGAAGUGCUAAACAUGGAUUUUAAUACUUCAACGAGGAAUUAGCCCUGACAGGUUAGAUACCUGCCAGGUAUAACUUUCCUGUCACAUCUGCUGCUAGUGCCAUCCCCAGAGCUGCUGUAGCACUCAUCUUGUUCUGCUCAUCUGAGAAUGGAGGGGAGGGAGGGCAGGCUGAGGAUACUGUGAGUGUGGCAGAGAGGGGAGGGGAAGAGUCUGUCUCUGUGGGGGGAGAGAGAAGUAUGUGUGAGUCAGGAAAGGAUGCCGGCAGAGCAAGAUUUGAGAUGGUAAUGGAUACGAAGGCAGACUGGUUACACUGAGGUGGGAGGACGAAGGGAGGAGGGACGGCUGUGGUGGCACUGCAGGCUGGUGGCCUUCAGGGCAUAGUACCCCAUUACAAAAGAUUAAAAUCCACCUGCACAUCUGAAUCAUCUCAUAAAUUAAGUAAACCUCUGGUCCUCAGAUGAGAUAGAAUAGCCCUACUGACUGUUCAAAAGGACAGCUAGUGGGGCAGGAAGUUUUUCUGGAUCUAGACAGUGUUCCCAUGCAAUGGUACAGUAUACUGAAAAGAAAUAUUGGCAGCGUUUAAUCAAGUCAGGAGUAAUGAAAGCAUGUUUGAAAAGAAAGCAAGAACAAUAGUUUAUUUGAGCACUCCAGCUAGAAAGCUGUUAGCAUUCCUCCACUGGAGGCAGCUGGGAGGUGAUUUAUAGCUGAGGUAACAGACCCAGAGCGGCAAGAAAUAACCGAAGGCUGCUUUAGCCACAGGCUCACCUGCUCUGUGGUUACUCUCUUUCCAGGUUUCGCUCUGGUUACUCAUUAGGAACAGUGAUGUAGAACUUGUGACCGGGGGCGGGUUUUAGGUGGGUGCUGAGAUGGCGGGGCCUCUUUUGUCCUCUUGCCGUUGCCUCGUCAUCUGUCAGGAUCCUGGUGCUCGUUGUUGCCGCUGCCGCUUUCUCGUGUUUGCUGUGGGCGCAGCUCUGGGAACACUUGGCACCGAGCCCUGCAGAGGACGGUCUGCUGCCGGCCUUGGGGGAGCGGAAGGAGGUGAAUCCCGAGUCAGCCCUUUUCACAGCCCGGUAGGGGACGGGAGGGUGGCAUGAUGGUUUAAAGUGAGAUCAGUAGUUUCCACUUUAGUCUAGGGCAGUAGUUUCUGCCCUAGACUCCUUCAGAACGCAUAUCAUAAUCAGUGAGAUCCUGUUUCUUACUGUUUGUCAGUAGCAUCACCUUUGUACCCACAGGAAGGGCUCCUCGCCCUUUUGUUUCCUGCCCUUCAGGAGACAGUGCUGAGCAGAGGAAUGCUUAGGUUGCUUUGAUCUUGAUCAAUUUAGACAUACCCUUAGCAGUUUUCCUAAAAUGUUUAUGUUAUUUUAAGAAAAAUUCUUUUUAAAAAUAUUUCUUAAAGUCUACUAAGUUUUUGUCUUUACCUUUAUCUGCUUUUGCACAAUCAUGGAUGUUCUGUGGACAAUUAAGGAUGAAAGCCCUUGGUCGUUCCUUGCAUCUGAACUGUUUUUUCUCUUAUGCUUCUCAAUUCUGGCUAAAACUGGUGCCUCUGUCUUCUCCUAGGUAAGCCCAGAAUGAAAGCUCAGUGUCACUUCAGAAACCUUGUUCGAGCAGAAUUAUUUGGCAGUCACUUACGUAGAGAAAAAUCUUUCACAUUUUUCUAUAAGUAAGGGUCUUGAGAAGCACAGUUCUCGUCUUCUCAUUUAGAGCAGGGGUCAGCAGACUUUCUCUGUGAAGAGCAGAAGUAGUUAACACUUGACUACUUAUCUCUGCUGUUGUAGUGCAGCAUAGGCAAUAGUCAGUGAGCCGGCAUGGCUCUGUUCCAGAAAGUCUCACUUAGAAAAACAGGCACCGACUCCUGAUGUGAAGCUUUGUAGAGUGGGAGAGCGGCUCCCUGGGAGGCAGGCAGUGUUGAGAGAGGUUCUGCAGCAUCGUCCGUCGCUGGGAGGCACCUGACAUUUCUAGAUGGUGGUAUCCUCAUGUGCACAGGGACAAGAUGCAGUCAUGGGUCUCAGCAGUUUGGAUUAAUUUUGCCCUCAGCCUUUUAGUUGCUUAGAAACCUGGAAUCUUCUGCAGACUGGAGAAUGUACAUUUCUAUAUUAUUUGUCCUAUUUCCCUCUCAAAAAUUUAAACACUCUGGUCCUUGAGUGAUCAGAAGAAAGUUGGCAGCUUUUCCUACCUGUUAGCCCCCAGGAUGAGGAAAUUUGUUUGGAUUAUAGAAAUUUGCCCUGAGCCUAACUCUGCUGUGUUAACAUGUUGGUAGAGCUGUGAUUAUUUCCAGUUCUAAGAGAUAGGAUCCGUAAAUCUCAUCACAUUGCUGGAGACAAUAAUUCAGUCACUUCCCAGGAUUUCUCUUUGUUAGGGAGGUGUUGUAGCACAGAUCCCUUGCUCUUUUUAUCUUCAUAUCUGGAUACGUUAGGCAGUUAUGAGGACCUCACUAACGACUUUGUGUUUACUUUUUAUAUGUGUAAAGCUUUGCAGUAGCUUUUAAAGUGUAAUUUAUUUUUCUAUCAAGUGCACUAUUCUGUCAGUGAGUUCCACAGUUUUAUAUGACUUGUAUUAGAAGCACCACACCGAACUGCGAGUUGUUUAUAACUGAAAUGAGAACUGUAGAUGUGACCACAAAUAAAGCUUUUGUGAAACAUU